Messenger RNA from Zerene cesonia (dogface butterfly), 759 nucleotides. It is a transcript of the gene MED11, whose product is annotated as mediator of RNA polymerase II transcription subunit 11. The record is from RefSeq and is a predicted model, not a curated record. Bases 102 to 506 code for a protein of 134 amino acids. Lineage: Eukaryota; Metazoa; Arthropoda; Insecta; Lepidoptera; Pieridae. The transcript has 2 exons. Gene Ontology annotation, biological process: regulation of transcription by RNA polymerase II. Gene Ontology annotation, cellular component: mediator complex. Gene Ontology annotation, molecular function: transcription coregulator activity.
UUUUUGAAGUUUAUGAGUCUGAUCUAAUAAAUUAUCAACAAAUCAAAAAUAAUAGUAGUGUUUUUAUAGAUUGCAAUAGACAGUACAUAACUAAUAACGAAAUGGCAGGACCUAUGGAUAGAAUACAAGUUUUAGAUGAUAUUGAAAAAGACAUAAUAACAUGUUUGCAGUGUGCAGCGCAAGCUUUACUUGAAUUAGGUAAAGAAAAAUCUAGCCAGAAACAAGCAGAAAGUAAUACUUCCCAAUUUUUGAGAACACUGAGCCAAGUUGAAUCUAAAUUGAGUGAUCAAAUAAAUUAUCUCACACAAGUGUCCACAGGGCAGCCACACGAAGGUUCUGGAUAUGCAUCACAAAAAGUUUUACAAAUGGCCUGGCAUAGACUGGAACAUGUUCGGUCUUGGAUAAAUGAGUUGGAGAGACUCAAAGCAGCUCAUUUAGCUUCAAGUAAUAGAUCUGUUGCCAAUGUACCUAAUGGUGGAAUGACUUCAUCUGGCACUAGUACAUAAGAAUUAAUUAUAAUAUUUUAUUAAAUUAAUGAUGUUAGCAACAAUGUAUGUUGAUAUUGUAAUGUAAUGCGUGCACAGCUAUGAACUUUGGCAACAUACUGGUUAUUUUAAUUUUGCUAUUUGCACACAAUAUAGUGCAUGGGACGAUUAAAAUUUUGAAAUAGAGGAUGGAUAUGAUUUGUGUGAUGAUCACAUUUAAAGAUCAGAACAAAGUCCUUGAGUUUCUAAUGCAAUAAAGAAUUAGAAUAUAAUA